AUGUUGGCUACUUUCGCUAAACCCGAGGCAACGACCGAGGAGUACAUUCAGGACAUUCAGGACACCGUCCCUUACCUCGACCUCACCGUUCCCCACGACGACCUCUUCAACGGGGCCGCCGCCGUCAUGAAGGCCCUCUUCCCCGACUGGAACACAGACGAGAUCUCUUACAUCCAGUUCAAGGACGGCAUCACCAACAAGCUGAUCUGCUGCACAUACAAGCCCACGGGCGUCCAGAUCCUUGUCCGUGCCUACGGCAAGAAGAGCGAGGUCAUCAUUGACCGCAAGCAGGAGAUCAUGAACAUGGUCAUCCUCUCCAAGCUUGACCUCGCUCCACCACUCUAUGGAAAGUUCAGGAAUGGACUCGCUUACGGAUGCGUUCCCGGAAAGGUGUUCUCUGUGGCCGACAUGAGAGACGCCCACAAGAUGACCCUCGUUGCCAAGAAAAUCGCUGUCUGGCACAACACCGUCAAGAUCCCUGGAGAGAGAUCCUCAAAGCUCUUCAAGACCAUCCACAAAUGGAUCAAAGAAGUGCCCGAGUCAUACAGCAAGCCAGCAGUUCAGGAGAUCUUUGCUAAGAACUUCAACAUGGAGACUCUACACAAGGAACUGAUUCUUCUCGAAAACCACCUGCUCAAGCUCAACUCGCCCGUCGUCUUUUGCCACAACGACCUUCUCUAUGGCAACUUGAUCUACAACGAGGAAAAGGACGACGCCUUCUUUAUCGACUAUGAAUACGGAUCGUACUCGUUCCGUGGUUUUGAUAUCGCCAACCACUUUAACGAGAUGUGUGGAUUCGAGUGCGAAUACGAGAACUAUCCCAACAAGGAGGUCCAGUACAAGUGGCUUUCGAACUAUUUGAGCGCCGAACGGGACGAAAGUAAGGGACCCGUUUCAGAGGAGGAGGUUGCCAAGGUCUACCGCGAAGUCAACAAGUUUGCCCUCGCCUCCCACUUUUACUGGGGUAUCUGGGCAUUGGUCCAGGCACAGUUGUCCGAUAUUGACUUUGACUACAUGCCCUAUGCGGUUCUCCGUUUCGCAGAAUACUUCAAGCGUAGGGAUGAGUUCUUGGCCCUGUAA
This is a messenger RNA of Linnemannia hyalina, 1080 nucleotides long. The record is from the annotation of a GenBank genome assembly. NCBI's taxonomy places the organism in Eukaryota, Fungi, Mortierellomycota, Mortierellomycetes, Mortierellales, Mortierellaceae.